AUGUGUGUAAAAUUUGCCAGUGUUCCAUCUCCAGCUGUCAACGCUGGUAGUGAAAUGGCACCUAAAAGGAAUUAUUCGAAAGAGCAAUUGGCUAAAGCUCUAGAGGAUGUGAAAAAGAGAUUCCUAGCAGCUACUGCAGCAAAAAAUCAUGAUGUUCCUCUUAGUACUUUGAGGCAUAAGAGGGGUGGAAAAUCACCAUUAGUUUGUCCCUUCUACAAUUUUAACCAAAGAAGAAAAAUCAGUCCAAGUAAAAUGGAUUUACAUUUUACGCCUAUCAUAUUAUAUCUAUCAGAAAGACAUUUUGCUAUUUCAAGUUUAGCUUUUGGAUGCAGUUCAGAAAAUAAUGAAUUCUACAGAAAGAGAGAAAUCAUUUAUUCAUAG
Messenger RNA from Diabrotica balteata, 381 nucleotides. NCBI's taxonomy places the organism in Eukaryota, Metazoa, Arthropoda, Insecta, Coleoptera, Chrysomelidae. The record is from the annotation of a GenBank genome assembly.